GCGAGUCCUGGACCUGCCGGAUCCCCUGGUGCAGGCGCGUCCCGCUGGGGCCGAGGAUCCGGGUGCCGGCCGCUGGGCGGUUGUGAGAUGUGCUCCCAGGAGGCUCUCCAGGCACAGAGGAGUCACCUGGUGGGGCUGCUGGUCUCAGGGUCCCUGGAGGGCUUCGAGAGCAUCUUGGACUGGCUGCUGUCCUGGGAAGUCCUCUCCUGGGAGGACUACGAGAGCCUCAGCCUCCCAGGCCAGCCUCUUUCCCGCUUGGCCAGGUGCCUGCUGGACACUGUCGGGAACAAGGGUGCUUGGGGCUGUGAGAAGCUGGUCGCAGCUCUCCAGGAAGCCCAGGCCGGCGGUCAGUCCCCUGAGCCACGUGACGGCUGGGACCCCCACUCACUCCACCCAGCCCGAGACCUGCAGAGUCACCGGCCGGCCAUCGUCAGGAGACUGUACAGCCACGUGGAGGCUGUGCUGGACCUGGUGCGGGAGCGCGGCUUCAUCAGCCAGUACGAGUGUGAUGACAUCAGACUGCCCAUUUUCACGUCCUCCCAGAGGGCAAGGAGGCUGCUUGAUCUUGCCGCAGUGAAGGCAAAUGGAUUGGCUGCUUUCCUUCUCCGGCACAUUCUGGAAUUACCAGUCCCAUUGCCCCUGCCUUUAGUGGCUGCAGAAUGCCGGAAGUACGUCUCCAAGCUGAGGAGCACGGUGUCCGCGCAGUGCCGCUUCCUCAGCACUUACGACGGCGCGGAGAAUCUGUGCCUCGACGACGUGUACACAGAGAACACCCUGGAGCUGCGCACGGAGGUGGGCACGGCCGGGGCCCUGCACAAGAGCCCCGCCACCCUGGGCCUGGAGGAGCUCUUCAGAGCCCAGGGACACCUCAACAAAGACGCGGACACCGUGCUCGUGGUGGGCGAGGCGGGCAGCGGCAAGAGCACACUCCUGCAGCGGCUGCACUUGCUCUGGGCGACUGGGCAGCACUUCCAGGACUUUCUCUUCGUCUUCCCGUUCAGCUGCCGGCAGCUGCAGUGCGUGACCAAACCGCUGUCCUUGAGGACGUUGAUCUUCGAGCACUGCUGUUGGCCCGAUGCGGGCCAGCAGGACGUCUUUCAGUUCCUCCUCGACCACCCCGACCGCGUCCUGCUAACCUUCGACGGCUUUGAUGAGUUCAGGUUCAGGUUCACCGAUGGCGAGCGCCACUGCUCCCCGUCGGACCCCACGUCAGUCCCCACUCUGCUCUUCAACCUCCUGCAGGGCAACCUGCUCAAGAACGCUCGCAAGGUGCUGACCAGCCGUCCAGACGCCGUGUCGGCCCUCCUCAGGAAGUACGCGUGCACCGAGUGCCACCUGAGGGGCUUCUCAAAGGAGGCCAUCGAGCUUUACCUGAGGAGGUGCCAUCCUGAGCCUGGGAUGGCAGAUCGCCUCCUCCACCUGCUCCAAGCUACCUCAGCCCUGUACGGCUUAUGCCAUCUUCCUGUUUUCUCAUGGAUGGUGUCCAGAUGCCACCAGGAACUGCUGCUGCAGGACGGGGGGUCCCCAAAGACCACCACAGAUAUGUACCUUCUGAUCCUGCAGCAUUUCCUGCUGCGUGCCUCCCCACCACACAUGGCCUCCCACAUCCGGGGACCCAGCCUCCUCCGAGGCAGGCUCUCCACCCUCCUGCACCUUGGUCGACUGGCUCUCUGGGGCCUGGGCAUGUGCUGCUAUGUGUUCUCUGCCCAGCAGCUGCAGGCAGCCCAGGUGGGCCCUGAUGACAUUUCUCUUGGCUUCCUGGUGUGUGCCCAGCGGGUGGUGCCAGGGAGCGCGCCAGACCUGGAAUUCCUGCACAUUACUUUCCAGUGCUUUUUUGCCGCCAUCUACCUGGCGCUGAGUCCUGACGUGCCCGUAGCCUCGCUCAGACACCUCUUCAACUGCCACAGGCCGGGCAGCUCUCCACUGGCCCGGCUGCUGCCCACACUGUGCGUCCAGGGCUCCAGGUGUGAGGAGGGCAGCGUGGUGGCUUUGCUGCAGAAGGCCGAGCCGCACAACCUUCAGAUCACAGCAGCUUUCCUGGCAGGGCUCUUGUCCCAGGAGCACCGGGACCUGCUGGCUCCGUGCCAGGUGUCCAAGAAGGCCCUGCUCCGGCGCCGACGAGCCUGUACUCGCCGCUGUCUAUCCCGCAGCCUCCGCAAGCACUUCCAGUCCAUCCCGCCAGCUGUGCCGGGUGAGGCCAAGAGCAUGCACGCCAUGCCUGGGUUCAUCUGGCUCAUCCGGAGCCUGUAUGAGAUGCAGGAGGAGCAGCUGGCGCGGGAGGCGGUGCGCGGGCUGGAUGUCGGGCACCUCAAGCUGACGUUUUGCAGGGUGGGCCCCGCAGAGUGUGCCGCCCUGGCCUUUGUGCUGCGGCACCUCCAGCGGCCCGUGGCCCUGCAGCUGGACUAUAACUCUGUGGGUGACAUUGGCGUGGAGCAGCUGCUGCCUUGCCUUGGUAUCUGCAAGGCUCUUUAUUUGCGCAAUAACGAUAUCUCAGACCGAGGCCUCUGUAAGCUCAUUGAGCACGCUCUUCACUGUGAGCACCUGCAGAAGUUAGCUUUGUUCAACAACAAAUUGACUGACGGCUGUGCACACUCCCUGGCCACGCUCCUCGCAUGCAAGCAGGACUUCUUGGCAUUGAGGCUGGGGAACAACCACAUCACCGCGGCGGGGGCCCAGGUGCUGGCCCAGGGGCUCCGAAGCAAUGCCUCCCUGCAGUUCCUGGGGCUCUGGGGUAACAAGGUGGGUGACAACGGUGCCCGGGCCCUGGCUGAGGCCUUAGAUGACCACCAGAGCUUGAAGUGGCUCAGCCUGGUGGGGAACAACAUUGGCCGUGCAGGUGCCCAAGCCUUAGCACUGAUGUUGGAAAAGAAUGUGGCCCUAGAAGAACUCUGUCUGGAGGAGAACCAUCUCCUGGAUGAAGGUGUGUGUUUUCUUGCAGAAGGACUGAAGAGAAAUUCCAGUUUGAAAGUCCUGAAACAGGUGCUCGGCUGCCUCUGGAUGAGCAUCAUCUCUGCUGCCAGACCGCUCCUCUCUGGCAAGGCGUGCUGGGUUGCUUUGCAGGGGCCAGGACGUUGCCAGUGUUUGGGGAAAACACUUCCACUCAUCAAGUGGGCCGCGAGGCCUGGGCACAGCCCGGAUUUGCCUGAGCCUGAUGCCACCUUUGCACAAAGUGGGGCCCUUGGCAGUACCUGGCCCAUUGUGACCAGGCUGUCCAACAAUGGCAUCACCUUCCUGGGUGCAGAAGCCCUCCUGCAGGCCCUCAAGAGGAAUGACACCAUCCUGGAAGUCUGGCUCCGAGGCAACAGUCUCUCUCUGGAGGAAACUGAGCAGCUCAGCCACAAGGACAGCAGACUCUUGCUUUGAUGUUUCCAGGCCGAGGCUCAUUUCAGUUGGUUUGUGAGGAAGCUGUGGUCUGGACCCUGGAAGCUGGAUUGGCAGCAGCCCAUUCAGACAGAGCCCUGUCCUGCCCUGGGGUGAAUCUGUUUGCAGAGAGCACCACAGGUCACCUGACUCCACUGGAGGAAGGCACUGCAGUGCCCUUCAGAGUGGACUUCCCCAAGCCUACUUCUGCUCUCAGGUUCUGCCCCAGACUCAAUCCAUGGGAUGGACAAGAGGGGCAGCCCCUCCCUCCCAGUCUGGGCCCGGGCCCAGCUAAUCCACCAGGGUUCUGAGGGGGGUCAGUGGGACCAUGGGUGUCUACUGAGUGCCUGCAGGUCCUGACCCACAAGUCAUCAGAGGAGGUACAUCCAGGAAGCAGCUUUCUGCCACAUCCGUCUCCUGGUUCAUCCACCCAGUGGUUCCCAGUCUGCCUCCUCCACUACCCUGCGGAGACCCAGAGAGCUCCCAGCCCUGGCCCUGAGUAUGGGAUGGGCCACACCUUCCCCUGCUCUGCCGCCUAAGACAGUGCUAGAGGGAGACAUGGGGCAGCCUUUUGUUCCCUAAGAUAUUCUUAGAUUUGCAAGAAAAAUAGGAUCAUGCUUCAGCUCGGAUACACAUGGACUUUUAUUUCCAGUGAAAUCAAUUACACUUCAGUUAAGCUUUUGGAACUAGCUCCCAUCCAAAUGCAGCUUUUAAAAAUUAAUCUGGGCCAGAAUUUCAAACGGCCCCAGUAGGCUUCUGGUUGAUGCCUCUGAACUGAACUCUGACAACAGACUUUUGAAAUGUAUCCAUAAGAGAUGGUUCCAUUUCAUUUGUGCAGAAUGCUUCAGGAUAUAUAGUUAUGGAUUGGAAGUUUACAGGGGGCAAAAACAGACCCUUCUUUCAAAGCAAUGUUCUUUCUAUACUUUUAUUUUUCUCUCUCUUUUUUUGUACUGAAAUUGAAUCCACCCAGGGGAAAUAUAGCACUAACCACACCCCUAGGCCUUUCAAUGUAUUUUUUGUUUUCAAAUUUUGAGAUAGGUUUGAGGCUGGCCUCAAACAUGUGAUCCUCCUGCCUCAGCCUCUCUUGUAGCUGAGUUAUAGAUAGGUAUGCACCACUGUGGUUGGUUGUUCUCUCUGGAUUUUUCAAAAUGAUACAGGUUGAAACCUUUGUAAACUGUCAGGUGCUGCACAUGUGUUAUCACUGUAGACAUUAUUAUGUGUGAAAAUGGCUUAAUAUUUGUAAACUGCUUUGUUUUAUUCGCCCCAGUUGAUACUUUCAUAGAGCACAAGAUGACGAACUUUUUCCUGUAAAUAAUCACAGAGGAGAAAAUUGUUGAGUUACCAAUGCCAUCUUCGUUGUGACCAAACAUUUUUAAAUAUUCCAAAAACUUGUCAAAUUUUAAA
Marmota flaviventris (yellow-bellied marmot) is the source of this 4764-nucleotide messenger RNA. RefSeq names its product nucleotide binding oligomerization domain containing 2 (gene Nod2). Lineage: Eukaryota; Metazoa; Chordata; Mammalia; Rodentia; Sciuridae. Gene Ontology annotation, molecular function: protein binding. The record is from RefSeq and is a predicted model, not a curated record. Gene Ontology annotation, biological process: regulation of apoptotic process.